UCUCUGCCGGCCAUGUGUGUGACACACACUGUGUGUAUGUGAAUCGCAAAACUGCGACUUACUGACUGAUUUUCGUCAUUGUUUUGUUAAUUGAUAACACCAAAUAUUUUAGGCCUAGUCACUAAUAUAAUAAAUAAUUAAAGCGAGAUGCCGACGCAGAAUUUGACCUCGACUUCAAUCUCAUUGGCGCAACGGUUAUUCAAAGUUGCCAUCGUGGGUGUGCCAAACGCUGGGAAAAGUACCCUUAUCAACAGUCUUCUCUCAACGGUGGUUUGUCCCGUCUCGAAACGAGUCCACACGACGAGGACUAACCAAUUUUCCGCUUAUCUUCAAGACAAUGCUCAAAUUGUGCUGGUGGAUACGCCCGGAAUCGUGAAUGUCAAAGAGAUCAAAAAAUUUGCUUUCUCCAAGGAUUUUGUAUUCGGUCCGGACAGAUCUAUCGCUGCGGCAGAUCUUGUCGCAGUGAUUCACGAUGUAUCAAAUAAUAUUUCGAGGAAUAAACUAGACCCACGAAUUAAAGCAUUGUUGGGACGGUUUCCUGAUAAGAAUUCCAUUCUGAUUUUAAACAAGGUUGACGCAGUAAAGAAUAAAAACACGCUACUCGAUACCGUUCGAAUCCUGACAUGCGGAAUUGUUGACGGCAAACCCAUCCAAAUGAAAAGGUCUCAUUUUAGUCGAGUCAAGGAGGAAAAGAUGCGGAUGACGAUGGAGAAUUUAUUAAAAAGGGCGAAAGCACGAGUGGACGAACUACCACAGGAUCAGAUGGAAUUUGAUGAUAAAAUCAAGAAAAUGAUGACUGUGUCCUUUUCACAAGAAGAAAUUCAGGAGGGCCUGAAUCUCAUAGGAUGGCCAAAGUUUCAUGAUGUGUUUAUGAUAUCAGCGUUAACAAAUGAAGGCGUAGAUGCAUUACGGGAAUAUUUUGUCCUAAACUCCAAACCUGCAUCGUGGCUGUAUGCCGAAGAUUUUUUGACUGACGUAAAACCACAAGAGUUGACAAUCCGUGUCGUCCGAGCCCUCUUGUUGGACCACCUCCCACAAGAAAUGCCCUAUAAACUUGAUCCCAAAGUGGAAUAUUGGGACCGUAAUGACACUGGUGAACUAAAAAUCAUUGUGCAGCUUUUAUGUCCCAACGAGCGUUAUGUUGGUCGCGUCGUGGGAACGGGGGGCUCAAUUAUUAGAAAUCUAACCCUAGCUACACAAACCAUUUUAUCAGAUUUACUCCGCGUCCCUGUCGACCUUCUCAUUAAACCUUAUACAAAGCAGAGCAGCAAGGACAAGGACAAACCGUCAUCGUGAUUAAGUCCAGAAUUUUGUACUAAUUAGUCGUUUAUAAUUUUGUGUGAGUCUACAGUAGUAGAACUUAUAUAUGCUGUUUAAUAAAUGUUUACUGAAUUUUUAUAUGUAGAUUGAUACGCUCAGAACAUUUAUAACCAUCAUUAUCUAUUUUAAAAAUUGAAAGUUAUAAAUAUAUAGUUUAAGUUGACUCGAAUGUUGUAUACUUGCUGCAUAAAGUUUGCACUGUUUUAUUCUUUCUAUUCUAUGGUUUUACCUGGAUAAAUUUGAUAGAUUUAUUGAAGGGGCCUAAAAUGGGAAAACAGUUUGAAAACUGAACCUGCUCUCAGAAAAUUCAUGAUAUUUCGUAAUUUUAACGUAUUACGACGUACACGUAAACUUACGACGAUUGACGUUGGAGAAUUGCAAAAUAAAGAAUUCAUGAUUGUCUGUCAUUCAUAAAUCGAACUCUGCGUGAACCUUUGUUAUGGAAUUGGAUAAUAAAUUGCAAUUUAUAUUAAUA
Messenger RNA from Folsomia candida, 1795 nucleotides. Its product is annotated as GTPase Era, mitochondrial. Gene Ontology annotation, biological process: ribosomal small subunit assembly. The coding region runs from base 148 to 1296 and encodes 382 amino acids. NCBI's taxonomy places the organism in Eukaryota, Metazoa, Arthropoda, Collembola, Entomobryomorpha, Isotomidae. Gene Ontology annotation, molecular function: rRNA binding; ribosomal small subunit binding; GTP binding. The transcript is spliced from 7 exons. Gene Ontology annotation, cellular component: mitochondrial matrix. The record is from RefSeq and is a predicted model, not a curated record.